Messenger RNA from Trichobilharzia regenti, 2157 nucleotides. The record is from the annotation of a GenBank genome assembly. NCBI's taxonomy places the organism in Eukaryota, Metazoa, Platyhelminthes, Trematoda, Strigeidida, Schistosomatidae.
AAACCGUGAAAUUGAACUUUGAACGACAGUUUUCAGUGCAUACUUAAAUUAUUGGGCUACCCCAGAGUUUAGCAAAGGCGUUUAAGACAUUGCAUUUGAGUCUGAUGCGCUUGAGUUCCUAUCCAUGUUUUAUUCGUUUGGCGCAGAAUUUACAAGUUCAAUCAUGUAAACUACUUUCUACAGGACAAAAUUUACAACCAACAGUGGACAAUGCAGCUCCCAACUGGAUUUCUGUUUGUGGACAUUCUACAGUAAAAGAUUCAUGGUCCAAUUUAACUCCGCAUAUUACUGAGUUAACAAAACGAUCAUUGCAUAAUCAACAACAUCAUCCAUUGAAUUUAAUUAAACAGCGUAUUGUCGACUUCAUAUAUAAGCGUCAUGUUCGUCAUAAAUGCGAUGAUGGUCAUAAUGGGACACCGCUAUUCAGUCUAUAUGAUCAUCUAUCACCAGUGGUAACAGUACGACAGAAUUUCGACAGUCUUCUAAUCCCACCAGAUCAUCCAAGUCGACUGCGUACAGAUACUUAUUAUUUGAACGAGACAACCGUCCUACGUAGUCAUACAUCAGCGCAUCAACUGGAUUUACUCAGUUCCGGUUUAAAUGCUUUUCUUGUUGUCGGUGAUGUUUAUCGACGUGAUGAUAUCGAUUCAUUGCAUUAUCCUGUCUUUCAUCAACUAGAAGGUGUUCGACUGUUCACAUCAGAUGAAUUAUUUCGAAAUGCUAUUGAUCCAAGUCAUUGUCUUCGUCUAUUCGAAGAUAUUCCAUCCUCUUCACCGUAUAAUCAACCAGAGAUUCAUCCAUUCAAAGUGUAUCCAUCAUAUACACUUCCGUGUGAUAAACAACCAGGGCAUACAACAGAGACAAAAAUGCUACUGGAAUUCGAAUUGAAAACUGUACUACAAGAAAUGGCUAAAUUUUUAUUUGGUUCAGACAUACAAUAUCGUUGGACUGAAGCAUAUUUCCCAUUCACACAUCCAUCAUGGGAAUUAGAAAUCAAAACAAAAUCUGGUUACUCUGGUGAUGGUGGCACUGAAGAAUGGACUGAAAUAUUAGGAUGUGGUAUAAUGCGUCAAGAAUUAUUAGAACGUUCUGGGAUACCCAACAAAGUUGGUUAUGCAUUUGGUUUAGGCCUGGAGAGAUGGGCUAUGCAGUUGUAUCAGAUCCCGGAUAUUCGACUAUUCUGGUCAAAAGAUGAAGGCUUUUUGAAUCAGUUUAGAACAGCUGAUAUUCAUGCGCCAAUCAAAUACAAGCCAGUCAGUAUAUUUCCUCCGUGUAUACUGGAUCUUUCAUUUUGGUUAAAUAAAUCAGAUAUGUUACCGUCUUCAUCAUCCCCUGGUCCUGAUGGUUCAGAUAAUGUAAAAGUAAUCGAGAGGAAUAUUUUUGACAUUGUACGCUCUGAAGCUGGUGAUUUAAUUGAACAAAUUCGUUUAGUGGAUUCCUACACUGAUUCAAAAACAGGACGACAAAGUCUUUGUUAUCGUUUCAUCUAUCGUGAUCAACAUAAAACACUGACAAUGGAUGAAGUACGACCAUUGCAUGAAGCUAUUGGUCAAGUUCUAGCGGAUAAACUGAAUCUGUCGAUCCGUUAGUCUCCUACAAUUUCGAUGGUGACAUAGUUAUUCUUUAUUUCACUAUAACCCCUCCCUCCCUACUGAUUAUUGGUUGAUUAUAUAAUAAUAAUAAUCAUAAUAACCGAAAAUGGGGACAAUAACGAGAAUGAUAGAAGUUACUGCCAUCAUUUAUUGUACAUAUAUAUUUUUAUUUUGUUCAUAUUUGCCUUCUUCUGCGAGAGAUCAUUUCCCUGUGUAGUGGAACAACUCCUUUCCUUUGCCUUCCCCCUCCGCCCGAAAUACAAUUCAUCCAUGGCUUGUUGUUUGACACACAGCUGAUAUUUAUGUGAAUGUGUUAUUGAUUAAUUCGGGAAGUAUUGUUUCUGUGACCAAAUAGUGUUCUUUUUUUCAUUUCUCUGCUAACUUGUGGAUAUUCAUCUUCACACAUAUAUACAUGCCUAUGUACACUUGAUUUUUGUCUUCAUUGUGCCUAGUAUGCAUGCAUAUGCUUCUUUGUGAUGAGUGUUUCUUGUUCGUCACAGAGAUUGUACAUUAUUAUUAUUAUUACUGCUAUUAUUUCAGUUACAAUAUUACAGUUAUACUAGAA